This is a messenger RNA of Mya arenaria, 2039 nucleotides long. RefSeq lists its product as uncharacterized. Gene Ontology annotation, cellular component: protein-containing complex; plasma membrane. Gene Ontology annotation, molecular function: calcium ion binding. Gene Ontology annotation, biological process: heterophilic cell-cell adhesion; establishment or maintenance of epithelial cell apical/basal polarity. The coding region runs from base 69 to 2039 and encodes 656 amino acids. Lineage: Eukaryota; Metazoa; Mollusca; Bivalvia; Myida; Myidae. The transcript is spliced from 16 exons. The record is from RefSeq and is a predicted model, not a curated record.
UUCUUGGAGGGUCGGUUUCAUUCACGCUCGGAAAUUCAUCGAGCGGCACAGUUGUCGCCAAUGUUGAGAUGUUUACUAACUGGGUUCUUGGAACGGGGCCAUGCGGGUCAACAUGCAGUAAAGCCGACAUAGGCACGUCAACGCGUAUCAAGAGGGCAAAUCUUGGAGAUAAGUUCUACUUUGGCAACUUCUCGACUGACUUUCCUAUCACAAAUUCUAAUAACCCAGAUGAAACUGGUAGAAUUAAGAACAUAGCUAUUCAGACGCUUGUGAUGCAAAAUUACACUGAAGCAGUUUUGGCGGUUAGCGAGAAAGACAAGUGGGAACAGGAUCUGAUGAAGUUCUCGUUUGAGCUUCAACCAAACAAAGGACGGGAGGAUCUCAAUAUCCAAGCCCGCUCAUGGAAACCACUGACGAUACAAGGCAAUCAUCUCCUGUGGCAUAUGCAAAUUCGAAUAAAGCCGCAAAUACGGAGUGAUACCAACACCAGAAAUGAAUGCCCAGUAACACUGACAAAAGCUGUUUACCGUAUUUUACUAAACCAAACUACAAGGCUGCAUUUACCGGUUAUAGACAAGGAAGGGGACUUCAUUAAGUGUUCAAUUUCAACACUCAUGGAAAGUGGAGAACUCCGUAAUACUAUCCUAAAAGGGGUUACUGUGAAUCAGGAUUGUACAAUAGAUAUUGAAGCCACGCCAGCCAACGGUUACCAUGACAAUUCUUGGUUAGCUAUUCCAGUGUCAAUAAAAGACCAGAAUAGACGCAAAAUCGAGUUUGGGCCUGCAAUCUGGAAUCCAGCAACUUCGGCGGAAUAUUUAAGUACUUGCUGUGUGCAGAUUGCCGUGUUUGUUAAACAGACUUUAAAUUCCCCGGUCUUUAUUGAUCCAACCCCAACUCCAAAUCAUCGGUUUGUUGUGUAUGUUGGCAGUGUUUGGAAAACAACUAUUUAUGCGAAGGCGAUCCAACCAAGGAGAAUACAGAGUAUUAAACCUUUCGGAAGGACUACCGAGAAAAUGUUUAAUAUUUCUCAAGUGCAAAGCACCCCUGACCCUUCUGUUUCAUACGUUGAAAUUUACUGGAGCCCUUCUGAUCAAGAUGCCGUCGAUCGAAUUACCUGUAUCAGUGCAUUUGAUGACAGUGGUGAAGAAUCAGAUGAGCAACGAUGUUUCAUACUAGAAGUACAAACAAAAACCUUCAACACUACUGCAAAAUCAAGUUAUGGAAAGCCGUACUUUGUCGAUUUACCGGCAUCUGAUGACCAAUUCGUUUGUCCAGUUGACACUUCCUGCAUUAUCCCGAUUUAUAUUAAAUCCGACAGAAGCAUAGACCGCGUGCGGAUAACAGAAGGAAAGAUAGACUACGUUUUUGGAAAAAUUGAAAAUAUAACCAAGGCUGGGGAGCAUCUGUUCCAGACGUCUCUGACAAUAACUAGUUCUUUGCAUGGUGAUGAUUCUCUAUGUCUACAAGCAGUUACUCUGGAUGGAGUUGCAAGUGAAACAACAUGCAUACAAUUAACUAUUGAACCUAAAGAUCCUUGCUACUCAACACCGUGUCACAACUCAGGAUUAUGUCGAGUUCGCAACGAUUCUUCAGGGUUGUUCGACUGUGAGUGUUUGGACGGAUAUUCUGGACCAAUAUGUGCUAAAGCCUUAGACCGUUGCCAACCCAAUCCUUGUCUGCAUGGCGACUGUUACACCUCGCCAAGACCUUACUACUGCUACUGUACAGAUGACCAUGUUUUGCCUAAUGACUUCACUGGAAUGAAUUGCGAGCAAAAAAGAGACAACUGUGUUGGAGUGGGUUGUAGUGGUCACGGUGUCUGUGUUGAUGGUGUCCUUAGCCACACCUGUCAGUGCUUCCCUGGGUACACGGGCCAGACCUGCGAAACUCGUACGUACACACGUAAAGAAAGAGAAGUUUUGAAAAACGAGAUUCAAGUGGAUGCCAGAAUCAUGGUGUCUGUAUCGCCGGUAAUUGCAGUUGUGGGAUCGGGUAUACUGGAGGGCAGUGCGAGACAGGUAUCCAAUAUGAAAAUAUAA